AUGAUGACUGAAGAAGAAGAGGAAGCAGGAGCUUCAUUCUCUUUCAGCGAGGAGAAGCUAUUAGUGGAUGAUGUGAAAUUGAUAUCAUGGUGUCCCACAACCGAUCUCGUCUUGCUCGUUUCGCCCACCAACACACUAUCGCUCUAUAGAAGCGGGAUCACUGUUACUCGAGUGUGGUCUAUACAGCAUCAAGUGGAGAGCAAUAUCAAUGUAGUGACUUGGAAGCCAAAUGGAAAAGAGUUUGUGUUGGGUUGCGAGAACGGGGCUGUAUACAAGGUGGAUAUUACAUAUCACACACCAGUCAUCACACCAUGUUGGACACCCACCCAUUCAGAUAACCUACCUAUUCUGUCGCUUGUGUGGAUCAAUUACGAAUUCAAAAAGAAGCAGAUGGAUAUCGACGGCUUUGACAUCAAUGCCUUUGAUUUGGAAGAAGCGCUGCCAACACUGAGUGAAGAGCCUCCAGAAGAGCCAUUAUCCCGCAUGCCAAUGUCAAAACCCAAGAAGAUACGACUACCAGUAAAGCCUCUGAAACAGAGCGAGACGCAAUCAUUGCUCUUUGCAGGUGAUGCCAAAGGGCAAAUUCAGGUCAUAUUAAACGGUAUUUAUCCUAUCGGCUCAGUAGCAUUGGUGGAUCCCUACGUCAAGAUUCAGCUGGAUGCACUGGAGAUAUCAGCAGCACAAAACAUAGCCUCGCUGCAAAUCAUCACAAAGCCUCGAUCCAAUUCACCUGAAUUUGUGUCAUAUACACUCGAUACCCAGAUACUAGAUGACCGCAAAGAAGAAAUCCACAGCAUCUCUCAAGUACAGACACAGCUAAACUAUCUGUUGCAAUAUACCAAAUCUACAUUGGAUGUAGUAAAACGACAUCACGAUGCUUAUUCAGGGUUCACAAAGGCCAUAGUAAGGCAGGCAGCGAAUUACAUUACUAAUCACAAUGAGGACACAUCAGCCAUGCCAGAGGUAGAGCUCUUUGCCACACUAGCGACGGGCAAUGUCACAGAAUCAUUGCAAGAGUUCUUCACCGAAUACUUGACUUCGCAGCGUAUCAAACAAUGGGAAUCCAACGUAAAGCACGGCUAUCAUAAUUCCCUUGUAAUCAUCUGUGAGCACAUUUUACCAGCAUGCGAGAGAAUACAGAUGCAACUGUGCAAGUUGUUAGGUUACAGUCUAUGGACACAACGUUAUGGUGAUUUUCUCAAAUCUGAAGCAGUGGAAAAUUGCAUUGACAAAGCCCGUAAACUGGUUUCUGAGACUUUUGAUUACUCCAAAGCGUUGGGUAGCUUGAUCAAGAGCUUUGAGGCAUUUUCGAAAUGGAUUGCUAUUGUAUCUCAAAAGAUAUACGACCCUGAUUCUGUUGAAUUUGAGCACCAAUCCAUCCUAUGCGAGGAUCCUGAGCUAGUAGCUGAUUUUCUGGAAAAAAACUUUGUUGACGAUGCGCUAGAUGUCUACUUUAGUCAGGAGGCCAAGAAUUUGACAUUCUUAUUAUCGCAACUGUCUGAUAUCUGCACAGAGAUGCUCAAGAGACCUUCAGAGAUUGUUUCUACAAAGAUGCAGGUCGUGUCAACCAAUAAAGUGCGAUUGAAUGGCGUCUCUAUACAGGCACAGCCUCGACAAAAGUUAAUCUCGUAUACAGCUAUGGAAGAUGGCCACCAGAUCAUCUAUUACGCCAUGUUGCAGACAAAGCCGGAAGCUCAGUUAAUGAUUCUCAAGAGAAAAUUUGACAAUUCAUUGCUGAAAUAUGUUGCUUACAACUUGGAUGGAGAUAUCACAGAUUUCGAAUUCUUUGAUGAUAAGGAAAUUGGCGUGCUCACACAGAUAGACAAGGGAACCACAGUACUUCGAGCCAUUUCACUUACACAUGCCAAUUUCCAAACACUCUCUCACAGCAAGCUCAGUUCAUCUGACAUGCCAAGCAUGCGCUCUCAGCAACUAGACAGAAUGAUUCAGGUCAAGUUAGGAUGCAAUGGAGCGCCUCGUAGACGAAUCUUGUCUGUCGUUGCUUCCAAUGGAUUGCUCAAGGUGUAUUUUAUGGAUAAAUCAGAAGAUCAAGAUGACAGUAGCGAGGAAGAAGAGGAGGAACAAGCGUAG
Molecule: messenger RNA, 2091 nt
Organism: Mucor velutinosus
Lineage: Eukaryota; Fungi; Mucoromycota; Mucoromycetes; Mucorales; Mucoraceae
Exons: 11
Coding region: 1-2091 (696 amino acids)
Biological process (GO): protein K11-linked ubiquitination; anaphase-promoting complex-dependent catabolic process
Cellular component (GO): anaphase-promoting complex; nuclear periphery
Molecular function (GO): protein binding
Source: RefSeq, a predicted model, not a curated record